CUACACGUGAUAAACGUGACAACUAUCGGGCCGGCCUCCGUUCAUGAAAUUCCCACCACGUCCUUGCCGUCCUUUCCUUGACUGGUCACUGCAUCGUACAACAUGUCGAGAAGGACGUCCUCAGUACCAGACGUCGACGACUACCCUUCACUUCUCUGGAUAGCUGUCCCUUCUGUUCUUCUCGUGUCGGCAUAUUUUGCGCGCAAAUGGUACCUAGCUCGUAAGCUCAAGGUUCACGGCAUUGGGAAAGGGGCACCGGGAUUCCAGACUGGUGUACGACGUGUCCGUGUAACACCAGACAUUGCCGCACGGAUACAGAGGGGAGAAGAAGUCAGUCCUGAAGAAAUUGCGGCGUCUAUUGCGCGUGCGGAACGAGAGGCUGAGAACGGACCGCCAUCCUCCGCGGCUCCUACGAAACCGACAUCUCCGCCGGCGGAGCCAGUGAAUGAGUGGCUACCUGAAUCCCUCUCAGCACCGAAAAAGCAAGCAAAGAGAAGGCGAAAGUGAUGUGUAUGUUCUGUCUACGGAAUACACAUCCUUACCAUCUUCAUGCUAGCACAUUUACUUACAACAUUAAUGGAGCUAUCCUUGUCCUGCUUAGUCUGGGAUAAAAAGUGUGUAUGAUACUCAAUUUUUGCUUCAAGCGCUGUCUGUCCCAGAUCAUUCGACGAGGUACUGUGGCGUCGUCGCCUAUUAGUAUUCCGCACGGGAAUUUAUGCACAUACAAGUCUCUUCUAUGGGUAACAGUAACGCAGGGUAAACCAAAGCAAUCAAAUCUAUUCAGCGAAUUGCGACGGUUGAUAUUGCAAUAUAUUCCACUCUUUCGUC
This is a messenger RNA of Desarmillaria tabescens, 828 nucleotides long. RefSeq lists its product as uncharacterized. The record is from RefSeq and is a predicted model, not a curated record. Lineage: Eukaryota; Fungi; Basidiomycota; Agaricomycetes; Agaricales; Physalacriaceae. The transcript has 4 exons. Bases 103 to 507 code for a protein of 134 amino acids.